Penicillium subrubescens is the source of this 894-nucleotide messenger RNA. Its product is annotated as SDR family oxidoreductase. The transcript has 6 exons. NCBI's taxonomy places the organism in Eukaryota, Fungi, Ascomycota, Eurotiomycetes, Eurotiales, Aspergillaceae. Gene Ontology annotation, molecular function: acylglycerone-phosphate reductase (NADP+) activity; triacylglycerol lipase activity. Gene Ontology annotation, biological process: triglyceride catabolic process; phosphatidic acid biosynthetic process. Gene Ontology annotation, cellular component: endoplasmic reticulum; lipid droplet. Bases 1 to 894 code for a protein of 297 amino acids. The record is from RefSeq and is a predicted model, not a curated record.
AUGCCAGGAGUCACGGACACGCGCAAGUCCGUGCUGAUCACCGGGUGCUCGCCCGGCGGCAUUGGUAACUCUCUUGCACGCGAGUUCAACCGCAAUGGAUUGCGCGUGUUUGCCACGGCUCGACAGGCCGCUACCAUUGCUGACUUGGCUGAGAUCGGCAUCGAGACCCUGAGCCUGGUGGUCGAUGACCAGGAGAGUGUCAAGGCGUGUUUCGCUGAUGUUCAGAAAAGACUUGGGGACAAGGGUCUUGAUUAUCUCGUGAACAAUGCCGGCCGAAACUACACUGUUCCUGCCAUGGAGGUGGAGCUAGACGAGGCUCGUCUGACAUUCGAGACCAAUCUUUUUUCGGUCAUCACCAUGUGCCAGACCUUCGUGCCGCUUUUGAUUAAAGCUAAGGGCACUAUCGUGCAGAUUGGUUCUGUUGCUGGGAUCAUCCCUUACGUGUUUGGGUCAGUCUACAAUGCCUCCAAGGCUGCUCUACAUUCCUUCAGCGAUACCCUCCGUGUCGAGUUAGCUCCAUAUGACGUCAAGGUGAUCACCGUCGUUACCGGCGGCGUUCAAUCUCGCAUUGCUCGUACCGAGCGCACAUUGAAGCCCGACUCGAUGUAUCUCCCUAUCGAGGAAGAAUACAACCGUCGUGUGGUGCAUAGCCAACACAAUGCCAUGCCCAAUGAAAAGUAUGCCCGCAGCGUGGUCACCCAGGUACUGUAUGGAUCGGCACCAUGGCGCUGGCUGUGGCCAUGGGCACAGGGUCGCAAGACCACGAUCUGGGAGGGUCGGAUGAGCUGGCUGAUCUGGUUGCUGUCGGGUGGAUGGGCCUGGAAUGGGCUGUUUACCCGGAUUAUGACCCGUAUGUUCAAGCUGUGGAAGAUUAAGGCGGCGUUGAAGAAGUAG